AUGUCCAGCCCGCAUUCCGAGCCCGAAAAUGCCGCACCCCCUGCACCGCUAACGCCCGCUGCCGUUGGCCAUGGAAGCCCGACCCAUGCCCACGCCCGGGGGUCAGGAGUCGGCAACAAUAACCCUGAUAACCGCACCGCAGCCCCUCCACCCGCCACUGCUCCCUGCACGGGCACGACCAGGAGUGCGAGUACUGGCACGCAGCAGCAACCUCCACCGUCACAGUCGUCCCGGGCGGAUGAGUCGAUCGCCCAGCGACCAGCCAUCGCCAGCCCCGACGGCCACGACGUCGCUGUCACAACCAAGGCGGCCCUUUCGAGUCCCGCGCCCCCGGUCCCGGGAGCCGCCUCGUCCUCCGCGACACCACCCGUCGGCCUAAGCAGGGAUGCGACACAUGGCAGCGCCGACGACAUAAAUACCGUCAGCCCAGCAACUGCCGCCCCUGGCUCUGGGCCUCCGAGGCAAUCUGGCCCGUCGUUGCUGACGCAGGCGUUGGCAUCUGCCCGUGGCAUCCCCAAGACUCCCAACUCCGUCUCGACUUUGCCGUCCGACAGCAACGGUCGACAGCAACACCAAACGUAUUCAAAGGCGAAGCCCGACCCGCCCAGCUCCGUUGCCCACUCCCACCGGUCGCCCGUCAAGACAACCGCGCAAGCCUCGGACGUCAGGACGAGCCAUGGCGGCAUCUCUCCCGUGAAGCGAGGAGCACCGCUGUCUGGUGCCAUGGCCGCGUCCGUCACCAUCCCUAUCGCCACGUCCACCGCUGCGCCUCGGGACCCUGCUAGUGGUCCAUCGUCAUACAACCAUCACACCCUGAGCAACGCUAGAGAGGUGCUUAUGGAGCAUCGAAGUUUCCUCGAUAGAGCGAAGGGCCGUGCUUCAACUUCCCUCGAGCUUGACCGCACUGGCAGCGAGCUACUCAAGGCGCGCACCUUUUCCCAUUCGACCAGCCCAGACGAGUCAACCACGCCAACGACGACACAUUCACCGGGACCGGUAAAGCGUACCGCCUCGCAUGAUGUGAAUAACACACCGGGCGAUUCGCCUUUUCGCCCGAACCCAAUUCGGCACGCAUUCACCAUGGGUGCCGAGAAAAACGAAAAGGUCUGGUCCAUCGGAUCUGGCGAGGGCGAGGGCGAAGACGGCCUGGUGGAACAAUCCGUUGCAGAGGCCAUGGCUGGGGUAGAGCCCAACGCACGAAGUCGAAAGGCCAGUUACAGCUUGCGCUUCUUCAAAGAAGGCUUGCCUCCGGACGACAAGGCACGACGCAAGGAUCCUCGGACAGCUCUGCGCGAGAAGCUGUCGCCGACUCUCGAGGACCAGCCUCCGCGUGGGCGGCGGGAUUCACCUGGGGAGCUGCACACAACUCGGUCGAUGCCGCCGCCGAAGGGAGGUGAGACCCAGCCACGCCCGGCACACGAGACCGAUACCCAAGUCCGGGCCAUCUCAGACGAGAGGGACUAUUUCAGCGUCACAAAACGGACCGGCGACCGUGACGGGCCUUCCGAGGCCGCGCGCUUGCCAGAGUCGCAACCACAGGUCAACGAUCAAGCGACGCCGACGCCGCACGAGGCAGCGAAGCCUACACCGGCGGUGGAGGCCGAUCGACAGCCCAAGGUGGCGGUCAAGUCACCCGAUGCCUCUCAACCGGGCUCAGAACGCCCUGGCGGAUCCGACAUUGACGGGGAUGCAGAUGUUGAGGCGGAAGCGGAUGAGUCAGGCGAGGAGAAGAUCUCGUCGGCUGUCUUCUUACCCCAUCACGAGAUGCCAGAGGCUCGUAUCGUUAAGGGCGAAGGCAUAGGCGCGGCGCAUCCGCCCCGCCAAAGGUCACUGUCCCAGAGUAAGACACAUCCUUGGCUUGUCAAAGCCGACGAGCCCGAGCCCGAGCCCGAAAUCAGUGACAAAGAUGAUGAGCCUCCUCUUGACUUGUCCCGCGUGCGGUCCCGUGAAACGCCCGUAUCACGACCCGGUGAGCCGUACCCGAUGAAACCCGACGAUUCUGCCGUCGAAGACGACCUGGAGGUGAAGAACCACGCCGUCAUCCCCCACCAGCCGGCCCCCGUGAACCAGUACGAGGAUCAUGUCCAUGAGCAUCAGCAUCAGACCCGUGAACCCCUCGAGGCCAUCGAAUUGAUCCCCUACAAGCAUCAGGUCGGGGGGCAUACCACGAUUUGGCGAUUCUCUCGCCGAGCCGUGUGUAAACAGCUCAACAACAGGGAAAACGAAUUUUACGAGACGAUUGAGAGAUAUCAUCGCGAUCUGCUACCUUUCCUCCCUCGGUAUAUCGGCGUCCUCAAUGUGACAUUUCACAAGCAGCCUAGGAGGAAGAGCGUCGCGAAGAGGGAAGAGGCGGCCGCCGCGGAACGUAAGAGGCUCCAGGAGGUGGCGAAGAAGGGACUGGAAAAUGGUCGCGAUUCGACCACGGAGACAUCGGAGAAUGGGCACGCCGAUCGGGCUCCUGCACGUGUCAUCAGCCAGUCUCUCGCAAACGCCAAUAUCCAGAUUCCCACAGUGACCUUCGACGACAACAAACACAUCCUGCCUCGCAACCUACUGCAGCCAACGCCACCACCCGACGCUUUCCGCCGUCGCAGCAGCUCCGCGACCAAGAUGCAUCAAUCUGAUUCUUCGCUUCCGCGACACCGGCCUCAGAUGGAAGAGCGACCGAACAGUUGGGGUUACACGACAAUCAAUAAACGCCUACGGAAUGAGGUGUUCAACGAUGCUUUCUUGAAGCAGCCAGUCGAGGUCCAGAAGCAUCGCCGGCCUCACCAGCGGUCCAUCCCCCGGCCCACUCUGCAGAGGCUAUUGCGGCCGACAAUCUCUGAUCCGAAUCUUAACCAGGGGAUCGAGGUGCCCGGGCUUACCCACGAUGGCGCCCACAGCACGGACAGCUCCAGGGCCCAGACUUCACCGGAGACGCCUCCCCGGCUGAGGGCAGAAUCUGUCAGUGACCUGGGCCCCGACAUCGCCCUUCUUCGCCCAAAAGAGGACGACCGCGAGUCUGCAGUCAAGGAUAUCACCGGGACGAGCGCCCCUGAACCCGAGAUCCUCAAAGCCAGCCCGCUGGUGACCAAGAAGAAGCGCCGCUUUUCCGCGGGAGGUCUUCGUCGACGCCCUGAGGACGUGCGCGAAUCUAGAGGGCAUCUCAAGUACUUCGAAGAGGCUGAUGAUGCCGACUACAAGGCGCAUAACCAGCCUCUCGAUGUACUUGCGGCAGAGGCACCGUUGCAAAAUGGACGAGACGAAACACAGGCGAACGGCUCUCUUGAGCCAACGCCCACCCCUGCACCAGCGGACACUGCUGAGACCGGUUUGGACAUGUCGAGCCCGGCUACCGAAUUCACAAAGAUUCUGCGACCAGUGAACCCAAAGGAAGCCAAGAAGGAGGCCAAUUCUCAGCGAGAUCGAGUGGAGUACUUUCUACUCAUGGAAGACCUGACUGCAGGCAUGAAGCGCCCGUGUAUGAUGGACCUCAAGAUGGGCACGCGCCAGUACGGUGUCGAAGCCACACCCAAGAAGCAGAAGUCGCAGCAAGAAAAGUGCAGAGCCACCACAUCUGCCGAGCUAGGUGUACGCAUCUGCGGACUUCAAGUGUGGAACGUGCAGACACAGACGUACGAGUUCCAGGACAAGUACUUCGGACGUCGCCUCAAGGCGGGACAGGAGUUCCAGGAUGCGCUGCAAAGCUUCUUGUACAACGGGGUAGACUUGGAGAGCAUUCUGCGGCACAUUCCGGUAGUGCUCAAGAAGCUGUCCCAGCUGGAGCAUAUUGUGCGGGGCCUCCGCGGAUACCGGUUCUACGCUGCAAGCCUCCUAAUGUUUUAUGACGGUGAUAAUUCCAGCGAUGGCGGAUACGAGACCAUGUACGAUUCGACGACAGAUGCGGCGACGGAUACGGAGGAAUCGGCUCGAAGGAAGCGGAGGAAUCCUAGGGAAAUCGAUUUCAAGAUGGCCGACUUUGCAAACAGCCUGACGCCGUUCGUCAACCUCGACGACAAGCCUUGCCCGCCGCAGCAUCCAGACGAACCGGACGGUGGGUUUAUCAAGGGCCUGAGAAGCCUGCGGCGAUACUUUUUGCAGAUUCAGCGCGAGGUACGCAUGGAGCUUGACUUGGAUCCCCGCGGCGUCCGGGGCAGCCGCUCGCGAUUCUCGACACAUGGCGACGGCGCCGGCGAUCUGGAGGAUGAGUGGGACGAGGGACGGAAGAGCCUAUGA
Messenger RNA from Purpureocillium lilacinum, 4218 nucleotides. RefSeq lists its product as uncharacterized. NCBI's taxonomy places the organism in Eukaryota, Fungi, Ascomycota, Sordariomycetes, Hypocreales, Ophiocordycipitaceae. Gene Ontology annotation, biological process: inositol phosphate biosynthetic process; phosphatidylinositol phosphate biosynthetic process. Gene Ontology annotation, cellular component: cytoplasm; nucleus. Gene Ontology annotation, molecular function: inositol hexakisphosphate kinase activity. The record is from RefSeq and is a predicted model, not a curated record.